This is a messenger RNA of Fusarium verticillioides 7600, 4809 nucleotides long. RefSeq names its product dolichol-phosphate mannosyltransferase. The record is from RefSeq and is a predicted model, not a curated record. Gene Ontology annotation, molecular function: dolichyl-phosphate beta-D-mannosyltransferase activity. Gene Ontology annotation, cellular component: endoplasmic reticulum membrane. Lineage: Eukaryota; Fungi; Ascomycota; Sordariomycetes; Hypocreales; Nectriaceae. The transcript has 2 exons. The coding region runs from base 2467 to 3189 and encodes 240 amino acids. Gene Ontology annotation, biological process: GPI anchor biosynthetic process; protein O-linked glycosylation via mannose.
AAUGGCAAAUGCAAACAGUGUUUACUACCUGACGCACAAAUAUACCCACAAAUCCUUGAACCAGGCAGAUCUCGGGAUCAUGUUCCUUUUCCCGUUCCCAUCCUCCAUUUUCGCCGUCCCACCCCUAAAUCAUGUGCUGCAGCAUUCAUAAACUAUCAUGAUAGAUCAAGGAAAAGCCUGCCAAUUCGCAUUGCUACUAAACUUCAACAGGACCUUGACUUCGCGUCUUGCGUGCCGUCUUCCCAGCAACUGGGGCGUCCUUCUUGUUCUUCUUCGCAGCUUUCCCGUUUUCGUGCUUGCCGUUUGGCGAAGUAUUCUCAGUGGUGGUCGGCUCAUCUGCGACGUCUUCAACGCGAGCCUUCUUCUCGGCACGCUCCUCCGACUCCGACUUCUCUGUCGGAGCGGGGUCGGAUGCGCCGUUGGUGGCAGCAGGAGGCUCCUCAGCCUUACGCUUUUCGCCUGCAGCCACUUCGGCAACGUCGUUGACCCCGGGCUUACUGGCACCGUUGAUGCCCGCUGGCUUGUCGUCGGCAGCAUUGUCAGCCAUCAGGACAUCCUUUGGGGCGGAGACAGCAGGCGGCGAUGUUGGAGCAUCAGUGAUGAACGCAUUCUCGUCCUCGUUCUUUGGCGUCUCCUUUGGUUCUUCUUCGAGGUUGAGCACGGGUCGUGGAGUACCGCCUGCGGGUGUCAUGUUGUUGACGGGUGUCUCUGGCACAGACGCGACCUCGACGGGCUUCGGCGGGGCGCUGAGACCACCAGCUCCCUCAGUUGGCUUGGAUUCUUCCGGCUUGGCGGGCUCCGAAGGAGCUGUCGCGGUGUCCGAAGUGGGAGCGCCGGCCUCGGCCUCGGGGGCCGUUGGUUCAGGUGCGCCGACUAGGGCAUGUCAGCUCAGAAUUCCGGGCAUAAGCGCAGUCUUGAGCCGCGGAGGUCGAAAUAGUCAUCGCGAACAUGCCAAUUGCGAAGCGCGGCAUCAGACGCGAUGGAAACGAGGCCAUUGAGACAGCUGGCGAUGAGACAUACCUUUGUCUAUAGCUGGAGCGAUUCCGUCCGACAUGAUGAUGACGUAACAAUUGGUGUCGCAAGUUGACUCUAGCUUAUAAGCGUGUGUUUGCGCGACGCAGCGAAGUCAAUAAUGGAUACGAGAGAUAUUUGCGAUACUUUCUGAGGCUACAAGAGUAAGGGAGCUUCACAAUGUUGAUGUAGGAAGGAGGUCAAAGUCGGGGAACGAGACACGAAGAAGGGAAAUGAGGUUGGCAGAGAAAGGCACGAGGCAAGUCACGACGGUCGGUUCCACAAAGCCAUGUCCAUCCAUAGCUACCUUGCCUAUAGAAGCAGCAUGGACAGACAGAGAGAAGCCAGAAGCAAAUUGGUAAGGCAUGGGUAGCUCCGAGGCCGAGGCGGAGGGCGCACAAACAGCAUCGAGGUUCCUCACCCGCGGAGAACGCGUGACGGGAUACUUGGACGGGAUGAGCAAGGGAAUUGGAAGAGGAGAACGCAUAGCACGCAUUGGGCCAAGGAAAAGCGCCCUUUCGUCACUCGACUGCGACUCUGUGGACUGUGAAGUUAGCCCAAGGAACACCCGUACUUGACGGUGUGAACUCUGUAGAUCGGGACGGACUUGGUCGUCAUCUCGGAUUGGCCUUUGGGUCUCUGGGUCGAGGAUCCCAGUUCCCAGUCCUUUUGCUUCCCAAGCUGCAUUUGCGUGCUUUGCGGGGAACAAGAGGGAGCUUUGGUGGGUCGGGAGCUCCUCGAAGGAACCACAAGCUUCAAAUUGUAAGCCACCGAUCUGGGAAGACAGGAGGACUUGAGGUGUGGACCGCCGGAACCAGUGAGACACAGGUUGGGCUUAGUACCGGUACUUGGUUUUGCUGGGGAAGUGGACGCGAGGUCGGCGGAGAGGAAGAGACGAGAGGGAGGCUCUGUGUUCAGUACCAGACGGUAAAUGUCCAGUGACGCAAGGAAACGUUCUUGUUCAACAACAUUAAGUCGUGGUUGAUAUUGUGACAUCAAAUCGGCCGAUGAUCCAACAAAAAGACCUCAAGUGACCAGCCGGCGAAGCCUCUGCUGUCACAAAAGCUGACCAGCAUGACGCAGAAUUUGACAAUCGCAAGCCCUGCAACCGACCUGCAAGUCAUGUCAUGGGCCAAAAUCAAUCCAUGUUAGCAGAUCGGCAUCGGCCAAACCAGAGCUUGUACCUCACCAGCCACAGCAAGUCCCGCACAGCCACACCCAAUUCAGGGGCAGCCAUCGUGAGCUUAGUCACCCCUGUCCAUCCCCAAUCGCCAGCUUCAAGGUGUCCCCUUAGAGUGGCUUGACGCGAAUAACGACGAGACAUCCAACAAACGCGGUCCCCCAAAUUUUCCACGCUCAUUUUGUCGUUCGCGAUCAAACUUUGGUCUUUCUUCUCUUCAGGUCGCUUUGUCAAUUAAUAUCAUUCGAAACGAUACCCCCUUCUAACCGCUCGCCAUGGCCACAACUAAGAACAAGUACUCGGUUAUCUUGCCAACCUACAAUGAGCGCAAGAACCUGCCCAUCAUUACCUGGCUGUUGAACCGCACCUUUACUGAGAACAACCUCGAUUGGGAACUCAUCAUCGUCGACGACGGCUCCCCCGAUGGAACCCAAGAAGUUGCCCAGCAGCUCGUCAAGGUCUACUCCCCCCACGUUGUGCUCAAGCCCCGCGCUGGCAAGCUCGGUCUCGGAACAGCCUACGUCCACGGUCUCAAGUUCGUCACCGGCAACUUCGUCAUCAUCAUGGACGCCGACUUCUCCCACCACCCCAAGUUCAUCCCCGAGAUGGUCGCUCUCCAGGCCAAGGGCAACUACGACAUCGUCACGGGUACUCGCUACGCUGGAAACGGCGGUGUCUUUGGUUGGGAUCUCAAGCGCAAGUUUGUCAGCCGUGGCGCCAACUUGUUCGCCGAUACUGUCCUCCGCCCUGGCGUGAGUGACCUCACGGGCAGCUUCCGACUGUACAAGCGUGCUGCGCUGGAGAAGGCCAUUGCUAGCACUGAGAGCAAGGGAUACAGUUUCCAGAUGGAACUUAUGGUGCGUGCGAAGGCUAUGGGAUGCACCGUCGCUGAGGUUCCCAUCUCUUUCGUCGAUCGUCUUUAUGGAGAGAGCAAGCUUGGCGGUGACGAGAUUGUUCAGUAUGCCCAGGGUGUCUUCAACCUGUGGCUCAAGGUCUAAGAAUGGGAAUGACAUGCACAAAAGGGACACAUCUUGUUGGAUGGGGGCGUUUGGGGCAGUAUAGUACCGUUUAAUCUAAUACCACGUUUCUUCGUCGAUUGAUGCCCUCCUCGACUGACACCGGAGUCCUAUCUAACUCGCCACCUGGAUAUACUCUACAUAUUACGACCUCCAGUGACCAUGAUGGUCUGACCUGACACAUACGAGAACAGUGGACUCGCCACAGCCAGAACAGCGCUCGCAGCUUCAGUCGCAGUACCAGGUCUCCUCAGUGGAAUAUCUGCAUGGGCAUUAUCCCCCGCUGCCUCCUUCUGCUUUGUCGGAAUACCCAGGGCAAUUUUCUCACCAUCUGGCCCGGUGACAAACGCGCCAUCUUCCUUUGCCGCCGUCAAUCUGGUGAGGAUAUGUCCAAAGGCAAUAGUAUUCGCUCUCACGCCAAAGGAGGGACCCCACUCCUUGGCAAUCGUCUUUGUGAAGCCUGUAAUACCCGCCUUUGCAAGAGAAUAGUUGAGCUGUCCCGCAUUGCCGUGCACUCCAGAUGUAGACGAGAUAUUGACAAUGCAACGAGGAGCGCCAUCGCGUACACGGAAGUAAGGUGCUGCUGCGCGGACGAGAGUGAAAGGGGCAGUACAGUGAAGAGCAAGAAUAGUAUCCCACUGCUUGUCUGUCAUCUUGUGAAUGACACCGUCCCAAGUGUAGCCCGCAUUGUUGACGAUAAUGUUGAUCUUUCCGUCGCCAAAUUCUGCAGCCUUCUUGACCAGAUCAUUGACAUAUUCUGCCUUGAGAAUGUCUCCGGGCACAGCUAUAGCCUGGCCGCCAUUCUUAUUGAUGUCAUCAGCAACAGCCUUGGACUUUUCUGUUCGAGCUAGAGUUAGACACCAAUAUUUUGUGAGCACAGGAUGCACUGACCCGCGUCGAUAUCUGCAACAACAACUUUCGCGCCCUCUUUGGCAAAGAGCCGGGCCGCUUCUGCACCGAUGCCUUGGCCGCUGCCUGUGAUGAUAGCUACUUGGCCAGCGAGGAGACCUUUGGGGUAGUUGAGAUGACCCGCGAGUUGACUAACACGGUCCGACAUGUUGAUUUACUGUGUAUUGUUCUAUUUGGUCACUCAAGUAAAUUAUUGUAAUAAUGCACAGGACCAUAAAUCAUGGACACCUUCCCCGGAUCCAGGUCCUUUAAUGACCCCGGGAUCGACGAGAUCGACAUAUUUGAGCCGAGGCUCGGGCAAUGGCGGUAUGUGGGGUAGCUCCGGCCUCGACGGGGGAUAAACCUCAAGGUACCAAAAAGAUCCUGACCUUGAGGUCGGUUGUCAAAAAUAUUCAGUCCAAGGAUGCACUAAAUCUGCAGUCAAAAUGCCUAAAACAUCCUGGGAUCACCUAACUAUUCUGUCACCUCGAAAGGAGGUCCCAGAUCUUUUUGGCAUCCUCUCCCCAAGACAUGAUACAUCAGCCUCGAUGAUAAUACCUUGGUUGAAUUUCGGUAUUAUCUGUAGAGAUAUAUCAUUUCGGCACCGAGACAGAGGCGGUCGCCAUCUCAAAGAAUCGGUAUACUGAGAGUCCUGCUUUGGUUGAUACAUCUUCUCUGCAAUGUACAAGCUGUUCGAUGCCUCCCCCCCCCCCA